This is a messenger RNA of Pteronotus mesoamericanus, 1890 nucleotides long. RefSeq names its product heat shock transcription factor 5 (gene HSF5). Gene Ontology annotation, molecular function: DNA-binding transcription factor activity; sequence-specific DNA binding. Lineage: Eukaryota; Metazoa; Chordata; Mammalia; Chiroptera; Mormoopidae. The transcript is spliced from 6 exons. Gene Ontology annotation, biological process: regulation of DNA-templated transcription. The record is from RefSeq and is a predicted model, not a curated record. Bases 1 to 1890 code for a protein of 629 amino acids.
AUGGAGGAGACGCUGCUCUCCACCCCCAUCAACCCCAACAACUUCCCCGCCAAACUGUGGCGGUUGGUGAACAGCCCUCGGUACCGCUCGAUUCGCUGGGACGGCCGCGGCGAGGGGCUGCUCAUCGACCAGCCGCUCUUCGAGGCGGAACUGCUCAGCCCGCCCGGGGCGGGAGCUGGAGUCGGCAGCGGGGGCGCUGCGGGCAGCGGGGGCGUCGGGGGUGCUGGGGCUGAGCCCGAGCUCUUCAAAACCACCAACUUCACCAGCUUCAUCCGCCAGCUCAACCUCUACGGCUUCCGCAAGGUGGUGCUGGGCGGGCCGGGCGCUGCGGGUCCCGGGCCGGGGCCGGGGGGUGGCGGGCCGGCGGGCGAUGGGCCGCUCCACCAUUUCCACAGCCCGCACUUCCGCCGCGACCAGCCGCAGCUGCUCGUGCACCUCAAGAGGCUCACCAGCGCCAACAAGGCCAAGCUGGCGGCCGGCCUGAAGGUGCCCUGCCGCCCGCCCAACCGCUUCCAGAGGCUCCUCAUCACGUCGGCAUCCGCCUCCGCGGCCUCGGCCUCGGCCUCGGCCUCGGCCUCCGCCUCCACCUCCCCACUGCAGCACCAGGAGCCGUCGCCGCCCUCAGGACCCCGGCCCGAGCCGCACGGACCAGUGGCUGUAGGACAAUUUCAUCGGUCAUUCCGGCGAGACAGUCUGUCUCCUUAUUCCUACGUAUCAACUUCAUCCCACAACCACAAUACUUUCUCUCUGAAAGGGUUAGAUCGGACCCCGAUUCCUCCUAGAACAUGGCAGAACUCCCUUGGAAUGCACCCAGGACAAGUAGAAACGUCUCCCACUUUUUCAGAUAAAGGGGUUCCAUUUCCUGUACUGCAGAGGUUUCCAACUGAAGUUACCUAUACCCUGCAGCCCAGCACCACAUCUGUACAUGUUCAGCAAGGUCCUCAAACAAUGGUCAGCUCCUCUCAAAAGUAUAGUAACUACACACCCUCAGCACAGUACUCCCAAGCCUACUAUCCAACAGCUGUGUUACAGUGUUGCUCUCCUUCUACCCACAUGGACGCUCUCAGUAGUUGUGUUACUCCCACUGCCUCUACCUAUGCACACUGCAACUACUUCCAGAAUCCUCCAAUGCAAUCCUCCUAUCCAGUUGAAUUUCUGCCUUCUAAUUGGCCUUGCAGUACUACUGAUGAAAAUAAAAAGACAGAAGUAAACCUAGAGGCUGUUUUUCGCAUCCUAGAUGAGUUGCAUUCCUCCCCUAAAUUGGAGAUGGUAAAGGUGGAGCCUGUUGAGAAUCAGUGCUCAACAUCUCAGUCUAGCAGAGGCCAACAUAUCCUACCUAAUUCAGGCAACAGCAAUCCGUCUUCCACAAGUCAGGCUAGCCAGCUGGAGCCACUUACUCCUGUAGGUUCAGAUAUUACAUCUUUUGUGGUUGGAACAGAACAAGCAAUUACCUGCUCUCUACCACAGUCACCUGAGUACAUGUAUACCAUCCACACAGCUCAGCCUGUUGAAAAUACUACAAUGCAGGAAUCUACAGCCAUCCAACAAACUCAUGUCAAACUGAAGGAGCAGCUAAGUAAGAAUCCAUCUCCAUCUUCAGUAGUAUUUGUGCAGGAAGGGCUCUCAUUCAGCCCACAAGAGGUGGAUGCCAGUAUAAAAUGCCAGACCAAUCCACCUGAGAAUAUUUUACCUUCAGAACAGAUGGGAUUCCUUAUUUCAGAGAUGGGGCCUGCUAGCAAGCCUAGAAAAGACACAGGUUUAUCCACUCCAGCCAGAUACAGAGAGCGAAGAAGCAACUCACAGCAAGGAAAGUCCCCUGAUCUUCAUCUACUCGUGGACGUGGCCUGUAAGCAAGAGCACUUUCCAAAGGAGGAAGAAUUAAAAGAGUGA